GCUGACUGGCAACCAACCGCCUGCCUCAUCAUUCAUCAAUCUCAAAUGUCACAUGUGCAAUUCACAUCAAAUUCUCUCAAAAUUUUGGGAGUUAAUUAAUUUUAGGUUCAAAAUUAAGGAAUUAUUUUUUGUAAAGCAACUACUUACUAUACGCAAUAAGGACGAUUGACAACUGGUGAACUGCCUGCAGAGAGAAAAGAUUGUUGAAAAUGGGGAAGCAUCGCAAUUCCUCGCCAAAAAGUCGGUCUUCUAAAAAGCAACCGAGAUUAAAUGAUGACUGUGCAGGGGGAAGUCGCCAGAACCCUUCUCCUAUCCUGACCUCGACCCCACAAGCAACUGCAACGAACAAUGGUUCAACCCCAGAACCGCGCGUUGAUCUCGAUACAUACUACAAGAUGAGGGGGUUGUCAUUGUCGCGAGCUCUCCGCCUCAAUAGAAGCUAUGUGGGACAUGAAGGCCCGGUUACAGCGAAGGCCUGCAGAGGACUCGUUUACUUGGACUUGUAUGUUCCUCCAGAAGGAUACACAGAGGCUGACGUGCCCAACAUCGAGGAUCUGCCGUAUAGUCAACCCCUAGAGGAUGACAACGUGUCUCCAGCUAUUCGAAUAGCUGCCAUGUACAAAAUGAAAGAAAAACCUGUUGUUAGAGAUAAAGAUUAUGAUUCCGAUGAGGAAUUUCAGAAAUUGUAUAACAGAAUCACCCACCGUUCGCCCGAUAAAGAAAAUUCGCCUCAAGUUGUGAAGCAAGAAUCAAUGAAACUGGACACAGCUACCGAUUCCGAAUUAAAGAUGGAAGAGAUGUCCCUUAGUUUCAAUACGUCUACUUCUUCAUUCCCAGAUUGGGGAGAUCUCAAUGACUCUGCACUAGUUCGAUGUACUGAGGCCGCUGAAGAGGCAGAACAAAACCUGCAAGAGCAGAACAAGAAAAAUAAGGAAACCGACAAUGAUUUCAGCAUCAUCAAUAUUGUCACUGAAAACAAUACUGGUAUUAGGAAUCAAACAAUCAAUGACAUCACCAUCGGAUCAAUUCCUUUGAAUCCCACAGUCUCAAACAUUUGUGUUGAUACUCCAAAAAGUGCUAAAGGUAUUUCUCGACGGGAUGCUCGAAGAGGCCAAGUUAUGAAAAGUUCAAGACGUUCAUCUUCGAGUACUUCAUCUUCUUUGAACACUGUUGAAAAGAUGACUGUUCCAGUUGGGUCAGAAUCAAAAUCAAUUAGUCAGUCAUCUUCCUACCGAAAACAGGGCAAUCAUCAUGUAUCUCGAACAUUGCUCUGGAAUGAUAAUGAUGUAGCACCAGCACCACCGGCACAAGUAACAAACAAAAUUGGGGAUUUUGAAUCUGACGAUGACGACGAAAUCUUUAGUCAAAUACCAAUACCUGAUGAUAUUGUUGAAAAUGUGGUCAACUACACGACGAAUGGUGCUAAUUACAAACCUGAUAUGCGCGAAUUAUGUGAUCAAAGUACGUUAAUAAUUGCGGACGACGACAGUUUACUAAGUAACACGGACGUUGUUGCUCAAAGUGACGAAGAAAUGACAUCGCCCACUAAAACUAUGAGAAAAAAACAAGAAGACUCAGUGGAAAAUGUACAAAUACAUGGAAUCAUGGAAUCUCGGUCUCGAUCUCUCUCGAAAAAAUCAGUCAAAACAUCAUUCAAUACACGGUAUCGAUAAGUGGUAGAAAAGCUCAACGUAAUACUUUUUAUAAAAUUGUUAUUACUAUAUAUAUAUUCAUAUUUAUAUAUCGGAUUAGGGUAGAUGGCCCAAUAAUUUUGCUAAAAUUUAUAUUAAUUGUUAUAUACCUACACUUGUUAGACCUAUUGUGCUAAUAUAAAAAUUAAAUACUUGUGA
This is a messenger RNA of Folsomia candida, 1850 nucleotides long. RefSeq lists its product as uncharacterized. The coding region runs from base 210 to 1673 and encodes 487 amino acids. The record is from RefSeq and is a predicted model, not a curated record. The transcript has 7 exons. NCBI's taxonomy places the organism in Eukaryota, Metazoa, Arthropoda, Collembola, Entomobryomorpha, Isotomidae.